CCUUAUAACAUCCCUGUGGCCUGUUUCCUUACGAUUUCAUCGGUCUGAGUCAAGCAGAGAAGUCCACCAUGCCCACCAAGAACGUUGUCGAGGAGCGACUCUCCAAAUUCAAGAACAAGGGCAAAGAUCCAGCAAAACUUCGAGAGAAAAGGAUCUCGGUGUGCGUGGAGCUGCGCAAAGCUCACAAGGAUGAAAAUUUCCUGAAGAGAAGAAACCUCACGCUGUCGUCUCUCCCGGACGAGGAUGCCCUCGACUACAUCUCCAAUGACAUGGUGGCCGUUUUACCGCUUGAUGAAAUCAUUAAGGACGUCAACUCUGACUGCAUGGAGUCCCAAACCCGAGGCUGUCAGGCAGCCAGGAAACUGCUGUCUCAGGAGCGUAACCCUCCAAUGAAGGAGAUCAUAGAUGCAGGUCUGCUGUCCCGCUUUGUGUCCUUUCUGGGUAUGGAUGAUGAGCCGACUCUGCAGUUUGAAGCAGCUUGGGCACUUACAAACAUUGCCUCUGGAACUACUUGGCAUACUCAACAGGUGGUGGAACAUGGGGCGGUACCAGCUUUCAUUGCCUUGCUGGCUUCACCAAUGUUGCACAUCAGUGAACAGGCUGUCUGGGCUCUUGGAAACAUUGCAGGUGACGGUGCAGCUUAUCGAGACGUCCUGAUUGAGUGCAAUGUUAUCCCAGCCUUACUGGCCCGCAUCUGCCCAGACACACCAGUUGGCUACCUGCGUAACCUGACCUGGACUUUGUCCAACUUGUGUCGCAAUAAGAACCCGUUUCCACCCUUGUCUGCAGUCAUGCAAGUGCUUCCCUCUCUGAUCCAGUUGCUCCAUCUUGGCGAUAAGGACAUCUUGUCUGAUGCAUGCUGGGCAAUUUCCUACCUUUCAGACGGUGACAAUGACCGUAUUGAUAUUGUAGUGAAAACUGGAAUUGUCUCUCGGCUGGUGGAGCUCAUGAGCCACAAGGAGCUUAGUGUCAUGACCCCUGCCCUCCGCUCAAUCGGGAACAUAGUGAGUGGCUCAGACCUGCAGACCCAGGCAGCAGUUGAUGCAGGAGUCCUGAAAGUCCUACCUCAACUGAUGAGGCACUCAAAGGCCAGUGUGCAAAAGGAGGCAACAUGGGCAUUGUCCAACAUCGCUGCAGGACCAUGUAGGCAAAUCCAACAGCUCAUCACCUGUGGCCUGCUCCCCCCUCUGGUGGAGCAGCUAAAAAAUGGUGACUUCAAAACUCAAAGGGAGGCAGUGUGGGCAGUGACCAACUUCACCAGUGGGGGCACUGUGGAGCAGGUGGUCCAUCUGGUUCAGUGUGGGGCCCUGGAGGCUAUCAUUAACUUGUUGCAGGUCAAAGACACUAAAGUAAUUCUUGUCAUACUGGAUGCCAUCAACAACAUCUUCAUGGCAGCAGAGAAGCUUGGUGAGACUGAGAAACUUUGCCUGUUGGUUGAAGAGCUGGGAGGACUGGAUCGUAUUGAGAUGCUGCAGAACCAUGACAAUGAAACAGUGUACCAGGCUGCUCGUACCCUUAUAGAGAAGUACUUCAGUGAUGAUGACGUCGUGGGAGUUAAGGUCGACAGUACGGAUGACUCAUUUGUAUUCAAGACUUCUGAUGUUCAGAGGACUUUUGAAUUUUAGACAGUUUUGAUUGCAUGUUGAAUAAAUAAACUUACAGUAUAUUAAGGAUGUA
Messenger RNA from Perca fluviatilis (European perch), 1677 nucleotides. It is a transcript of the gene kpna7, whose product is annotated as karyopherin alpha 7 (importin alpha 8). Lineage: Eukaryota; Metazoa; Chordata; Actinopteri; Perciformes; Percidae. The transcript has 12 exons. The record is from RefSeq and is a predicted model, not a curated record. Gene Ontology annotation, cellular component: nucleus; cytoplasm. Gene Ontology annotation, molecular function: nuclear import signal receptor activity; protein binding. Bases 69 to 1625 code for a protein of 518 amino acids. Gene Ontology annotation, biological process: NLS-bearing protein import into nucleus.